Molecule: messenger RNA, 2227 nt
Organism: Jaculus jaculus (lesser Egyptian jerboa)
Lineage: Eukaryota; Metazoa; Chordata; Mammalia; Rodentia; Dipodidae
Gene: Lnpk
Product: lunapark, ER junction formation factor
Exons: 13
Coding region: 173-1447 (424 amino acids)
Biological process (GO): endoplasmic reticulum tubular network organization
Cellular component (GO): endoplasmic reticulum tubular network
Source: RefSeq, a predicted model, not a curated record
GGAGCGCGGGGUUUGAUGGGUAAGGCAUUGGCCGGGGCCCUGCGCUCCUCAGUGGCUGCGGCCGCCUGCUCCUGAGGGCAGCCCGCCACCGCUGCGCUCUCUUCACACAGCUGUGAUUUCCUUUGGACAACUCAUGAUAUUUAUCAUUGUGCCAAGUUGCUAUAAAUAAAAGAUGGGUGGAUUAUUUUCUCGAUGGAGGACAAAACCAUCAACAGUAGAAGUUCUAGAAGGUAUAGAUAAGGAAAUUCAAGCAUUGGAAGAAUUUAGGGAAAAAAAUCAGAGACUGCAAAAAUUAUGGGUUGGAAGAUUAAUUCUCUAUUCCUCAGUACUCUAUCUGUUUACAUGCUUAAUUGUGUAUCUCUGGUAUCUUCCUGAUGAAUUCACAGCAAGACUUGCCAUGACACUCCCAUUUUUUGCUUUUCCUUUGAUCAUCUGGAGCAUAAGAACCGUGCUUAUUUUCUUCUUUUCCAAGAGAACAGAGAGAAAUAAUGAAGCGUUGGAUGAUUUAAAAUCCCAGAAGAAAAAAAUACUUGAAGAAGUCAUGGAAAAAGAAACUUAUAAGACAGCCAAGUUAAUUCUUGAAAGGUUUGAUCCAGACUCAAAGAAAGCAAAGGAGUUUGAGCCACCAUCUGCUGGAGCAGCUGUAACUACAAGACCUGGACAAGAGAUUCGUCAGCGAACUGCAGCUCAAAGAAACCUUUCUCCAGCACCAGCAAGUUCUAAUCAGGGCCCUCCUCCACAAGUUCCAGUAUCUCCUGGGCCACCAAAGGAUGCCUCAGCCCCCGGUGGACCACCAGAAAGAACUGUUACUCCAGCCUUACCCAGACGCCUUGGAUCUCCUGCUACUUCAGUGCCUGGAAUGGGUCUUCAUCCUCCAGGUCCACCCUUGGCAAGACCUAUUCUUCCCCGAGACCGAGGUGCUCUGGAUAGAAUUGUUGAAUAUUUAGUUGGUGAUGGUCCACAGAACAGGUAUGCCCUUAUAUGUCAGCAGUGUUUUUCUCAUAAUGGCAUGGCGCUAAAAGAAGAAUUUGAAUACAUUGCUUUUCGAUGUGCCUACUGCUUUUUCUUGAAUCCUGCAAGAAAAACCAGACCCCAGGCUCCAAGACUUCCAGAGUUCAGUUUUGAGAAGAGGCAGGCAGUGGAAGGCUCAAGUUCAGUUGGUACUUUGCCAUCAGAAAGUAUACCCUUAUCCGAGAAUGAAUUUAAUGAAGAAUCCUUAGAAGAACGGGAUGUUCUCAAUAAUAGUACUGAGGAGACAGACGAGAAAAUACCAGCUACCCAGCAGUCAAGCCAAGUGAUUGAAAAAGCAUCUGGCUCACAGGAACUGGAGGAAAAACAAGAGACUGAGCACGAGGAAACCUCAGCAAGUGAAGCCAAAUCAACAGUUCCCAGAGCUGAUGCUCUUCCGAAUCUUGAACUAAGUGGAGAGUCUUUGAAGACACAGUAGUAAAUGCUUCCAUGUGCCUUCAACUGGAUGUUUGUAGUCUUGUUGAUGUCAUUUACUGCUUUUUUUGGUGGUACUUAAAAAAAAAAAUUAUGCCCCUCUAAGUAUAUACUUUAUAUCAUUCAAAUUCAGAUUGUCUAGCAAUUUCAGUACAUCUGAGUUUAUCUACUGGAUAUUGAAAUUAAAGUGUUAUCAGUGAAGCAAGAUCCUUUUGAAUGUGCAAAGACCCACACUGUUUAGAUAGCUUUUAGAUAUUUUGUGCAUUCUAAAUGUUUACAAAAUGGAUAGCAUUUUUAUUUUCUACAUGUUUAACCUGCAAAUAACUAUUUUGACAUAGGAAGAACAUUGACUAGGAAAUAAUGUUUUAAGGACUAAAACACCAUUAACAUUUGGAGUAUUUCAUCAUCAAAUAUGAAUAUAACUUAACUUUUAAGAUAUUUUGCCAGUUGGAAGAAAAUAUCUAUUUUUAGGUGUUUACAUUAGGUGAUAUUCAAAGCUGUAAUAGUGACUACAUAGGCAUUGGUACGAAUUCUCAAUAAGAAUGCAAUUGAACAGUUGAGUGCAGUGUUUCUUUUGAUGUCUUUUACUUUGCAGCUGGGCCAAAGGCACACAAUGUACAUAAUUAGUUUAUGUUUACAUAUUAACAUAGGAAAUAUUUCUGCACUUGACUGUACUUGAAUUCCUAGUAUUAUUUAUAUUUGUAAAAUAAUUAUGAUAUGCAAGUAAGUUUUGUGCUCCUGUAUGUGUUUUGUUAAGGAAAAUAAAGAUGAUCUGGCAGCAGUU